Messenger RNA from Balaenoptera ricei (Rice's whale), 1200 nucleotides. RefSeq names its product defective in cullin neddylation 1 domain containing 3 (gene DCUN1D3). The record is from RefSeq and is a predicted model, not a curated record. Lineage: Eukaryota; Metazoa; Chordata; Mammalia; Artiodactyla; Balaenopteridae. Bases 1 to 915 code for a protein of 304 amino acids. Gene Ontology annotation, biological process: positive regulation of ubiquitin-protein transferase activity; protein neddylation. The transcript has 2 exons. Gene Ontology annotation, cellular component: ubiquitin ligase complex. Gene Ontology annotation, molecular function: ubiquitin conjugating enzyme binding; cullin family protein binding; ubiquitin-like protein binding.
AUGGGCCAGUGUGUCACCAAGUGCAAGAAUCCCUCAUCAACUCUGGGUAGCAAGAAUGGAGACCGUGACCCCAGCUGCAAGUCACACGGGAGGCGGGGUGCAGGCCACCGUGAGGAACAGCUGCCAGCCUGUGGCAAGCCAGGUGGGGAUAUCCUUGUCAAUGGGACCAAGAAGGCAGAGGCUGCUACUGAGACCUGCCAGCUGCCAACAUCCUCAGGAGAUGCUGGGAGGGAGCCCAGGUCAAAUGCCGAGGAGUCUUCCUUGCAGAGGUUGGAAGAACUGUUCAGGCGCUAUAAGGAUGAGCGGGAGGAUGCAAUUUUGGAGGAAGGCAUGGAGCGCUUUUGCAAUGACCUAUGUGUGGACCCCACGGAAUUUCGAGUGCUGCUCUUGGCUUGGAAGUUCCAGGCUGCUACCAUGUGCAAAUUCACCAGGAAGGAGUUUUUUGAUGGCUGCAAAGCAAUAAGUGCAGACAGCAUUGAUGGGAUCUGUGCACGGUUCCCUAGCCUCUUAACAGAAGCCAAACAAGAGGAUAAAUUCAAGGAUCUCUACCGGUUUACAUUUCAGUUCGGUCUGGACUCUGAAGAAGGGCAGCGGUCACUGCAUCGGGAAAUAGCCAUUGCCCUGUGGAAACUAGUCUUUACCCAGAACAAUCCUCCAGUAUUGGACCAGUGGCUAAACUUCCUAACAGAGAACCCCUCGGGGAUCAAGGGCAUCUCCAGGGACACUUGGAACAUGUUCCUUAACUUCACUCAGGUGAUUGGCCCUGACCUCAGCAACUACAGUGAAGAUGAGGCCUGGCCAAGUCUCUUUGAUACCUUUGUGGAGUGGGAAAUGGAGCGAAGGAAAAGAGAAGGGGAAGGGAGAGGUGCACUCAGCUCAGGGCCCGAGGGCUUAUGUCCCGAGGAGCAGACUUAGUGGCUCUGUCUCAGGAGCAGCAGCAAGGAUCUGCCCGCUGCCCUGCAGCCAACCAAGGAAUUGGACCUUUCUGGAAAUUACUGAAGAUCCGGAUAUUUUCUACUUUACACCUUUCUCUGCCUUGUAUCUGAAAGGGCUCUAAAAUGCUGUAUCAUGUUUUAGGCACUUUCUUCACUUUUUGGUUAUUUUGGUUAUUUCUUUUUUGGGGGGAGGGUCCCCCAAAAUAUUUGAACCUGGCUACAUGUUGUGUAUCUUUUUUUUUUUGAAGCCUUCAGAUAGAAUAAG